UGUUAGUCUAAUUUACUUUUAUCCAUCGACAGGACGAGUCUCGAGUUUACAAGAUUCUCUUGCAAGAGAUAGUUCAGAGAGAAGAUUUAAGCACUCCAGUUUAUAAAACUAUAAAACGUGGUGAACCCCACAAGCCUAUUUUCUUUACUAGUGUGGAGCUGGAUGGAGAAAUUUUCCAUGGGAAAGCAGCAAAAUCCAAGAAACAAGCAGAGUUGGAUGCUGCAAGGGCUGCCUAUGUCGCUCUUAAGGAACGUGGAUCAAUUCAGAAUGUCAACUUCACUUCCUCUAGUUUAGGAGCACAUACUCCCAAAUCAACUUGGAGCUCUGGUGUGGCCUAUGACUUGGUACAGAGUCUCAAACACCAAUGCAUUUUGGUUCCACAUCAACCUCAGACUUAUGUUGAAGCUAAAGAGAAGUUUGAUACAUUAGCAGAUUCAGCAGAAACCAUUGUAAGCACAAUGGAAGUGGACAACUCAUACCCUGCAAUAACAUUUCAUAUGGAAAAACUGAAUGAAGCUGAGAAAGUCUCUGCUGUUUCUUCUCCUUCAGUAACAAACUCGAUGAGCAGUGAUGUGAAGAGUUACUUGCUUUGCAACAAGGUGAGAGUGUACUCACAGUUGCCCAAUCAUCCAUUCCCAGAAGACAUUACUGUGCUCCCCAUUAGAGAAGACAAGUGGGUAGCUGUCAGCUUGGAAUUCCCAAAUGAAAACAACAAAGAAUAGUUGAAAAAUUCAUUCACCCAUAAUCAUGAAAUAUAUUCCCAUCAACAAUUGAUGCCUAUGUAAUGUUUUUUUAUAUUACAACUUUAAGUUAAAAGUCUUCAUUUUUAUGUAAACAGAAACACUCUUUACAUAUAUAUAUAAAAGCAUAUAUUUAAGAGUGUAUAUAGUAUAGUUAUAACUCAUUUCAAAUGGUAAUGCAUGGGGUUUUUGGGAAUUGGCUUAAUUUUUGGUGAUAUUAACGACGACUGAGUUGUGUCGUCGGUAAAAGUGGUGAUAUAUCAUUUGCCCCCGAAACCCUAUUCAGCUAUUCUUCAUCAUUUGGUUCCUUCAUCUCUCUCACUCUCUAAAGUUUCUCUCUCACUCAUACAAGCGGCGCCGGUGAUCUCGUUUUCUCUUCAAGCUCUGAAAACGCUGCCCAACCCAGGAUCUCCUCUCCUCCGGCGGCCUCUCUCUCUCCUGCAGAUUCUGGCCACAAUCGUCAUCUCUAGCGACGUGCUCUCCACUUUUUUCAGAUCUAUGCUACGCACAUAAAAUGUCGAUCAACAAGACUUGGAUCAAGAAUCCAAAUAAAUUAUCUGAUGAGUAUGGAGCUGGAGUAGUGGCAUUUCUUGAGAGAGCUAAAAAUUUUGUGGAUGAAACAGGACUGGUUAAGUGUCCUUGUAACAAGUGUGUCAAUAUUCAAUUGCAGACAAUCAAUGUAAUAGAACAUCAUCUUUUCAAUAAUGGUUUUCUUCAGAGUUAUACUAAUUGGUAUUGGCAUGAAGAGGAGGAAAUAAUACCAACAAAUAAAGUGGUGCAACAAUGUCAGGAAGAUGAGAUAAUGGAUGGUCUUAAUGAUAUAGAACAACCAGAAAAAAAUAAAGAUGAUGAAAUUGUGUGUGAUUAUGAGAUGAAUACAAGUGAAGAAUGUGUGUGUGAUGAUGAUGAGAUAGCUACAAGAGAAGAAAUCGAGUGUAAUGAUGAUGAUGGUGAUGAUGAUGAGUUACCUACAACUGAAGAAAACCAGCAUGAUGAUGAGAUACCUACAGAUUUCAGAGAUGGACAGGAUUAUCGCGAUUUGUCUGCAGAGAUGGAAGCUCCAUUAUUUCCAGGGUGUGAGAAAUACACAUCUUUGAAUUUCUUAGUUAAGUUGAUGUACUUCAAGGGGAAAAUUCCUAACAAUAUUUUUGAUGAGUUAUUGGGGCUGUUACAAGAUGCAUUUCCAGCUCCAAAUAAUUUGCCAAAGUCACGUAAUGAGGCCAAGAUGUUGCUGAGUAAACUAGGACCUGUUGUUGGGAUUCCAGAGACAUGGAGUACAACUAAUCACAUGGACGACGAAGGUUGGGACAGCAAGGACGCCGAGGACAGCUAUGAAAGGUUGAAAAAUGUGCUUGAGAUGCAAUUACAGUCUCCUGCAAGUUCAUCAGCUGCGAGUGCUUCCAUCUCCAUGGAUGAAGAGGAAAACACCGCCCUUGGCUUGAGGGCGCAACAUGAUGAUGAACCUCCUCUUUAUGAGCAAGUUCAAGGUAUGAUGGCGAGCAUAAGAGCAAUGGAGGAGUAUAUGGCUGCGUUAGCUGGAGCCUCAUCGUUUCCACUUCCACCUCCACCUGAUCAGGAUCCUAAAGCUCCGAGCCAGUAGAAAGAACGAUCUUAUUCUUGUCUUUUAUUCUCUUACAAACAUGUUAUCUGAAUUGUGGUCUAAGCAUUGACAGUAUGGGACAUUUCUUUGACAGAUAAAUUUGUAUUGAGCUGCUAUUAGAAAGAAUGAAAGAUAUACUAAGAACUAGUAGUUGUUAAUCAAAGAAGGAAAUAAUAAUUCCUUAUGCUAAUCUGACAAAAUGGUUUCAAAACAUAGCUUGUAGUACCUCUUUUGAAGACAAAAUACUCUGUUUAUCCAACUUGCUUUGAAGAAUAUCAAAUUUAAACUAUAUUAAACUUUUGGGCUCUAAUCAAUUUAUUAUUCUGGUUACUUGAACACAGACUAUUUUUUAAGGGUUGUGAAGGUAAGUUGUUUAUCUUCUUUCCUCUUUCAUUUUUAAUGCUACUUUAUUAUUUUGUUUCCA
Messenger RNA from Cannabis sativa, 2764 nucleotides. RefSeq lists its product as uncharacterized. NCBI's taxonomy places the organism in Eukaryota, Viridiplantae, Streptophyta, Magnoliopsida, Rosales, Cannabaceae. The transcript is spliced from 5 exons. The record is from RefSeq and is a predicted model, not a curated record. The coding region runs from base 1255 to 2340 and encodes 361 amino acids.